GCAGGCGCAGCGCGGUCGCGGGUGGGCGGAGCUGUUCGGGAUGAGCGGCGGUGGGACGGAGACCCCGGUGGGUUGCGAGGCCGCCCUAGGUGGCGGCAGCGGCGGCAAGAAGAAGGACUCUCUGGGGUUCGCGGGCUCGCCGGCGCACCUUAUUAUCAAGGAUCUUGGAGAAAUUCAUUCAAGGCUCUUAGAUCACAGACCAGUUAUCCAAGGUGAAACCCGUUAUUUUGUGAAAGAAUUUGAAGAAAAACGUGGUCUUCGAGAAAUGCGAGUUCUUGAAAAUUUGAAGAAUAUGAUCCAUGAGACAAAUGAAUAUACUCUUCCAACGUGUAGAGCAACAAUGCAAGACAGCUUAAACCAAGUUCUCCAGAGAUUGCAAGCAGCUACUGACUCGGUCCGUAGACUCCAGCAGAGGGAACAGGAGCAAAAAAAGAUUCAUAAUGACCUUUUAAUAGCUAGUGAGAAACAGCACGUGACGCAGUGGGAGGAUUUCAUGAAAGAGCAGCACAGCAAGCAGGCAGAAGUGGACGAGGAGCACAGGAAGGCCGUGGAGAAGCUGCGCGAGCAGUACGCCGAGAUGGAGAAGGGCCUGGCAAGGUUCUCAACCUUCUGAGAACGUGAACCACAGCAGUGACGAACUAACGAGAAAAAACUGACGUUCCCCCCUCAAAAAAAAACCUCCCACCAAACCAUUUAGCCUCUGCUUCAAGCUUAGCAAUAUACUCGAUGGCACUCUUCUGUCGGAAGAUGGAGCCCUCUCCUGGAGGCUUCCCUGUUUCCUAGAGGAGUGCCACAUCUUUCCAGUUUCAAGUGCCUCUAAAUGAUCAUUCAAAGGGGAAGGAGUUGGAGGAAAGCGGUAUCCACGUGCUCUCGGUUAAUGUGGACCAGUCUUGCUUUCCAUUGAUUGAUUAUCUCGGAGAACUAACCGUAAGUACAGACUUCUUAGGGAAGUAAUUUAAUUCAUCCUUCUGCAGGGUUAAUGUUAGUUUAUCAUUGUGGCUUAGAAAGCAGAGAUGGUGUCUGCCUGUCGUGGCCUCCUUGGCUCUUGAAGGAAUGUAUACAGUGUUAUUCGUGAGUAAUGUAGACAGAAACAGCUGUCCUGGGAGCAGAGAUCAUGUUGAAGAGAGAGGAGCAUCAGAACUGCGUCUCUGCUGUGACAUGGGGCCACGCUGGUCUCUGAGCGGCCCGCUGGGAGAAGUUGUAUAAUGCUGUGUUUUCGCUGGACAACAAGACACGCUUGUUAAGAUUGUGGCCUUCCAACACUUCAUGUUUUCAGCUUUGUUUAAAACAUGCUUACAAGGAAAAGCUUACCAGAAACACGGUUGACUUUUAACCUUUCCAAGAACCAUAAUCUUGCCCAUAGUCUUUACCUCAUUUUUACGUCUGUUUUUGCUGUGGGUAAGCUUUGUAAGAUAAAUAACGUCUCUACAUGUUUCAGCCAUUUAAUGAGUAAUCAGCAAAUUCUGCCAAGGCCUCCCUCUGGAACCGUAUAAAGAUCCUGGCUCUGAGUAAACCAGAAGUAUUUGCCCACACGGCAAAUGAUCCAUGUUAAAUGUAAAUCCUUUUUAGUGUUGAACGUCUGUUCUCAUAAGCAGGUGUAUUAUGAUGAAACAUGUACCAGUUCUGUCAUCACUGUGAUCUUUAAAAAUCUGCAUUUAACAGUCUAAUUGAGGAACAAAAUAGAUUUUUAUUUACCAUGAACCAAGCAGAAUUAUAUGCAAUAAUUUCAAGAGAUUUAUGGCAAAUGAAUGAGGUAUGGAUAGACCUUUCAGGUCUUUUCAUUGCUCUUCAGUGAAGAGAGGCACAAGAAAGAAAAUACCCAGCUCGCUUGUGUUAUCUUAGCGUUGCUCCUGCAGAAAAGUGACAAUGCCUGCCUGUGUAAAUUUAUGGCUUACUGUCAAAGCUUCAUUCUUGGCUGCAUGUUGAAAAUGUGAUUAAAGUUAAUAGAGGAGAUGAAAUAAGUAUUUGAAAUUUCUUUCAAUAACACAGAACUUCUGCCAACUCCCUCUGUCCGCUACUGUAGGCUUGACAAGCUCAUCCAUCAUCCUCUGGUACCUGGACCAAAAAGAGUACUUGCUGACACGCAGGCAUGUUGGAAUUUUCUUAAUUCUCUUUUCAGUGGAUGGAAAAAGAAAACAUACUUCCAAAAAUAUCCUGCACAUGAAAAGGGAGGGGAACCCUAAAUGAAAAUUCCCUUUGUACUGUAGGCAGUUUCAGAAGAGCUAUUAAUUGCCAGUGCACCACUGAACAGAGGCUGGAACCAGGAAACCAGGACCGUGCGUGUGAGCAGUAACGAUUCCUCCACUUGUGCAUAGAUUUUUGACCAUGUUCAUUCAUGUCGUGUGAAUAAUAAAGACUUUACCAUAUGA
Bubalus bubalis (water buffalo) is the source of this 2369-nucleotide messenger RNA. RefSeq names its product biogenesis of lysosomal organelles complex 1 subunit 5 (gene BLOC1S5). The record is from RefSeq and is a predicted model, not a curated record. Gene Ontology annotation, cellular component: transport vesicle; BLOC-1 complex. Bases 41 to 613 code for a protein of 190 amino acids. Lineage: Eukaryota; Metazoa; Chordata; Mammalia; Artiodactyla; Bovidae. The transcript has 5 exons.